Messenger RNA from Actinia tenebrosa (Australian red waratah sea anemone), 922 nucleotides. RefSeq lists its product as uncharacterized. Lineage: Eukaryota; Metazoa; Cnidaria; Anthozoa; Actiniaria; Actiniidae. The record is from RefSeq and is a predicted model, not a curated record.
AACGAUUGCCUCAUUACUAGCCAUCAUGGUACUCAACAAAGAAGUGGUAGUUUGUCUUCUUUACGCUUUAUUUCUUGCACUUCAACUUCUCGGAAUGAUUCUCUAUUGCAUCCGAGCUGUUGAAUGUUGCGUCCAAGAAAGAGUCUUGAGCUACCAGUGCAAAAACUUCACAGUUUUUUCCUACUCUCUUGAAAUUGAGUUGACAUGGCUCCUCUCUCAUCUUUUGAACCUCGGGAUAUCUUUGCUUGUGAUUUUCAUAGGCCCUGAAUUUCUUGGCUAUGAUAAGGUUUAUCGCAAACUGAUUCAUCUUCCAAAGUUUUGGUUGUUUUAUUGCCUCCUUGCAGUAGCAAUCAUCGACUUCAUCUUGAUCCUUGCUUUCUAUGAGGAAAGCGGUCGUCUACAAGAAGCCGUUGUUGCAGCAUUUCUCGCAGAAAACAUGGUCACCGUUGUCGUCGUUGGUGUCUUCAACUUUACUCCCCUCAAAGAACUUGCAAGAAGGUUGGGAACUUUUCCUGGCGUAUUAAUCAAAGUUACUUUGGUUUUAUUUUUUGUGACCAAUUGCUCCAUGUUCCUCAUUGGAACAGUUCAGCUGUCAUUCAAGGUCACAGGUUUGAACGACCGCUCGGCUUUCAACCUCUCAGACGAUUUGAAGAUUGUGUUUAGAGUGCUUCGGAAUUUUGCCUACGUGGUCUUUUAUCUUCGUGCUGCAUCGUUCUUUUGGCAGAAGAUUUUCCUUGACAAGCGUAAUAUAUUAAGUCAUCAUCAGCUUCUACAGUCUUCGAGUCAGAGUCUUAUAGCAUACAUCUAGUUGCAGACUUGGACAACUGACAAGUCUUCCUUUGCUUCCCAUUGUGAUGUCACGUAGAAUCCUGCAUCACUAUAAGGCUGCGUUCAUAAUGUAUGGCAGGGGGGGCAGGUGAAA